Messenger RNA from Parastagonospora nodorum SN15, 1164 nucleotides. RefSeq lists its product as hypothetical. The record is from RefSeq and is a predicted model, not a curated record. NCBI's taxonomy places the organism in Eukaryota, Fungi, Ascomycota, Dothideomycetes, Pleosporales, Phaeosphaeriaceae. Bases 1 to 1164 code for a protein of 387 amino acids. The transcript has 2 exons.
AUGCCCGCCGAAGCCACACAGUCCUGGGGUGGUGUUGCAUGGUUGACAUGCAGCAACGCCAUCAGUGGCCUGAAAGCCUACGCCGCUUCCAUCAUCGCCUAUGCCGAUCCCAUCACCGCCUACGCUGCUCUCAUCAUCGCCGUCAUCGCUCUCAUCGUUUCCAUCCCGCCGCCUGGAUUACGGUUGGGCUCAGCCUGCGUGGUGAUGAUCAUCUUCAUCGGAUCCAGCUUUGUCGCCAAUAAGCUAUCAAAACCAAUUACCCCCCCCGCUGAGAAGAUAUACUAUGCAUACGAACCCUACCCGAUACUGCCAUUUGUCACAUGUCCAGAACGUAGAUCUGCCUGCCAUCCUCCAGUCCUCUUCCUUAGGAUGAAGUGGGACACUACUAUUCGCUCCAUGGAAGACAAGAGCUAUUUCUGGGACGCCAAGGUCUACGAGCAGCCAGAGUGGGCAGACGUAGCCGACGACCUGAAAGUUGCGGAACAGUACAACCACAAAGUCCUCAAGCAACUAGGACUAGCAUCAACAGCUGUUGAGGAGCGCGACACAACUGUCACCUAUCACAUGUACCAAGCACAGACGGACCUUGAGCGUCUGGACUGGUCCCGGUUAGUGGGUUCGGACGUCGCAUCGAAGCAUACCACACCAAACAAAACCUCUAGCCGAAUCCUCUGCGAUUUCCUUAGCGACACUGGCAAUAUUCAGGAGCAUUUCCUCGCGCACACGACCAUGACAGAACUAGAGCGGAGCAUCUACCAGCAGCAGAAGUGGACACUCCAGACUGUGGACCGUAUCCGUAUCACCUCAGCCCUUCCCAACCCAUGGUUCAGAUCCUCUGGCUCCGCAAUGCGCAGCUUAACGAUCAAGCUGGAAGGUAUCUUCUUCCAACGUAUCGAACAAGGCUCCAGCCACGCCAAGGAUUUCCAAGAGUACAAGGCUGUAGAGCAAGACGCGCUCAAGCAGAUCCGGGAGCGGCAGAGCGUAUUCUGCGAGCGGGCUGAUAGGGAGGAUGCAGGCGAGAAGGAGGAAAUGUCGAUCGUGAAGAUUGGACUCCAGGUGAUGGAUAUCUCAGAUAUGACGUGGAUCAUUGGUGCUAUGGUGCGCAAGGGCGCGUCGCACGUUUCAGCGGAUGCUACCCCGUACGAUCCGAACGAUCUCUAUUGA